Molecule: messenger RNA, 2669 nt
Organism: Phodopus roborovskii (desert hamster)
Lineage: Eukaryota; Metazoa; Chordata; Mammalia; Rodentia; Cricetidae
Gene: Pigw
Product: phosphatidylinositol glycan anchor biosynthesis class W
Exons: 1
Coding region: 80-1591 (503 amino acids)
Biological process (GO): GPI anchor biosynthetic process; protein localization to plasma membrane
Cellular component (GO): membrane; endoplasmic reticulum
Molecular function (GO): glucosaminyl-phosphatidylinositol O-acyltransferase activity
Source: RefSeq, a predicted model, not a curated record
UAUGUAGAUAUUUACUGACUUUACAGUAAUUCUGUUUUCCUCAAAUCCAUUCUUUUGUUUUCACAGGAAGAAAAAAAAAAUGUCUCAAAAGCAGAUGAAGGAAGCUUUUGUCAGUAACCACAACGGAACCAGUGUGCUGGAAGUGACCCAGGGCUUGUGCUUUCCUGCAUUCUGUAUCCUGUGUAGAGGCCUUUUGAUCAUUUUCUCACAGCACUUGUGUUCUUUCUCACACAGCUGGAGCACAUGGUUCCUCAUGGACUUUGGUGUCCUCAUUUUCCCCAUGGUGAUCACUCUGACUAUAUUGUCUUCGUUUGUCCUCCUUGAGAAUCUCGUGGUAACUGUCUUUGGGGCAUGGCUCUUGUAUCAGAUAUACCAGAGGAGGACUUGCUAUGCCAAAGUGCCUGUCCAGAAAGUCUUUGCAAACUUCUUGAAAAUCAGCCUAGAAUCAGAGUACAACCCAGCCAUCACUGGUUACCGGGUCAUUAACAGUGUAUUUACUGCUGUUGCCAUUUUGGCUGUGGACUUCCCACUUUUCCCUAGAAGAUUUGCCAAAACUGAGCUUUAUGGGACAGGGGCCAUGGAUUAUGGAGUAGGUGGCUUUAUUUUUGGGGCUGCAAUGGUUUGUCCUGAGGUUAGAAGGAAAUAUGUAGAAGGGUCCAGAUUUAAUUAUCUUAGAAAAUCACUGUAUUCUGUCUGGCCACUAGUCUUCUUAGGAAUGGGACGGUUAGUCAUUAUAAAAUCCAUAGGGUAUCAGGAGCAUUUAACUGAGUAUGGAGUUCACUGGAACUUUUUCUUCACCAUCAUAGUUGUGAAAUUAAUAACAUCCCUUCUUUUGACUAUUUUUCCUUUAAAUAAGUCCUGGGUUGUGGCUAUCAGCAUUAUUGUGUUAUACCAACUCGCUCUUGAUUUUACUCCACUCAAGAAGAUAAUUUUGCACGGCACUGAUGGUAGUGGCACAAGAGUUGGUUUAUUAAAUGCCAACCGAGAAGGAAUAAUUUCCACCUUGGGGUAUGUGACAAUACACAUGGCUGGUGUGCAAACAGGGUUGUAUGUGCUUAAGAACAGAACACAUAUCAGAGACUGGAUAAAAGUUACUUGUUGUAUUCUCUUAGUGGCUGUUAGUUUCUUCAUUUCUCUUUAUAUAGUUCAAGUAAAUAUAGAAGCCGUAUCUCGAAGAAUGGCCAAUUUAGCCUUUUGUGUGUGGGUGGUUGCUUCUAGCCUGAUGCUUCUUAGCUGUCUUUUACUGAGUGAUAUAAUUUUGAGUUUUGCCAAAUUUCUAAUUAAAGGGGCUCUAGUACCAUGUUCUUGGAAACUUAUACAGUUGCCUGCUACAAAUAAAAAACAUUCCCAAUCUCUAAUCCUGGAAGCUGAAAAAAAAGAGCCCAGUUUUUGUUUAAUUAGAGCUCUGAACAGAAACCAGCUUUUUUUUUUCUUACUGUCAAAUAUAACAACUGGUUUGAUUAACCUGACAGUGGAUACAUUACAUAGUGGUGCCUCAUGGACAUUAAUUGUACUCAGUAUUUAUAUGUUUACCAACUGUUUAGUUAUAUAUGUACUUGAUAUACAAGUUAAAACCAUAAAGUUUUGGUGAUGAGUGGGGAGGCUAUAUAUAUAUAUAUGUGUGUGUGUGUGUGUGUGUGUAUUUGAACAGCAUUAUUUUAGUGGAGGAGAGUAAGUGAAGGAAAUGUCCUCUUAGCAAUCCAUCUAAUGAUAUUAUAAAGUUUCAAUCCUCUAUGACAGAAAUUAAAGGUUACUUUCUUUUUUGAGGAAGACUCUUGCCACAGUAUCUGGAUGUGUAAUACAUUUCAACAUGAUAUAAAACAGAAGUCUCAAAAGGCUUUAGUCUGAGAGCUUGGGAGACAGAGGCAGGCAGGUCUCUGUGGGCCUCUGAGUUUGAGGUCAGCCUGAUAUGCCUAUUGAGUUUCAGAACAGCCAGGGCUCUGUAGAGAGACCCUCAGGAGGCGAAAAAAAGUGAAACAAAAUCUUGUGACUUAUUGGAACUUACAAAAUGCCAGUAUUUUAAAGAACUUGUUCUCAGUAUUUCGCUUUGUCUGGAGCUCACUGUGGCAUUUGUACCUCAGCCUCAGCACUGGGGUUUCAGGCACAAGUCACCACAACCAACUUGGUAGUUUUGACACAGGAAGAUGUACUGUGAGAUUUUUUACUUUCUACAUGUCAUUAUGCCAUUGUAUUUGUGAUUUGUCUAUAAUAUAAUUGUCUGAUUAUAAUGUUUGUGUUACAUGAUGUUUACAUUGAUUUUUAUGAAUUGCCAUUUAAAAAUUUAUGUGUUUAUGUUUUGCCUGCAUGUAUGUUUAUCGUAAGUGUACAAUGCCCACAGAGGUCAGAAGAGGGGGUUAGAUACCUUAGGACUGGAAAUUUUCAAUACAGUUUUUUUUUUAAGUAGUGUUUUUAUGAGAUUUAUGUGUUUUCCCUGCUUGUGUGUAUGUGUAGUACAAGCAUACUUAGUGCUUGAAAGGAUUAGAAGAACCUUUGAUCUCCUGGAAACAAGUCAUGGAUGAUUGUAAAUAACCUUGGGGGCAUUGGGAAUCAAACCUGGGUCCUCUGCAGGAAUAAUAAGUGCUUUAACCAUUUGAUCCAUUUCUCCUGCUCUUUCAGUACCUCUUUUCUACUCAACUUUCAUCUUUUAAUAAAGUCUAGUACUAAACAAG